This is a messenger RNA of Styela clava, 3040 nucleotides long. Lineage: Eukaryota; Metazoa; Chordata; Ascidiacea; Stolidobranchia; Styelidae. The record is from RefSeq and is a predicted model, not a curated record.
AGAAACAACAACUAAUUGCCGUAAAAACAACAGCGUGCAAAAAAUACCAGCCUACUAUUCGUGCACAGAUGCAGAAUCUGUGCAUUAUUUGGAUGAAAUAUCGAUACAUAGAUGGUGAACAGAAAAAUCCCAAAACACCCACUGUCUGACUGUGAUCUUUUUCUGAUUUUGAUUAUGAAAAUAUAUAAGUUAGUAAAAAAAUACGAAUAAAAAAAAAUGAUUGGUAUCUGUUGCUGCAUCUAUUCCAGUAUUCUGUCUGUUCUAUGCGUGUCACAUAAUAUUAUUUUUGUGUGUCCAGAGGCGUGCUUUUAACGGUAAUAUUUGAUUUAUAUUUGUACAUAGAAAUGCAAAGUGCUAAAGGUUCUUUAAUAUUAGUUUUAUCCAUUUUGACAUUUUUUGUCUCAUAUGGAUAUUCUGCUGCCAAAGAAAGCAGUGCAACUGCAUUUGAGCGCGUUGCAGAUUAUGAAGCGCAAGCUCGACAAAAUUUAUUCUCCUAUGAUGGUGAACUAGGAUUUGGUGAUCAUUUACAAAAGACAGUGUUUAUCGCUAUUUUCAUAAGAAACAAAGAACAUUCGCUGCCAUUCUUUUUUAAAGCAAUUGAAGACUUAGUAUAUGACAAGAGCCGGAUGAAAAUAUGGAUUGUUUGUGAUCACACCCAAGAUAAUUCAGCAGCACAAACUGAAAAUUGGGUAAAAGCCGUAGAAAAACAAUAUGCAAAAGUUGAUUUUGAAUAUGUUAAAGGUCCUUGGCAUUAUCCAAAACAGAAAACAGAUCUUAGUUGGACAAAAGAAAGGGUUUUAAGGCUUUUAGAAUUAAGGCAAACUGCUCUCAUAAAAGCUCGAGAAAGUUGGGCUGAUUACAUUCUGUACAUUGAUGCUGAUAAUAUAUUGAUGAAUCCAUAUAGUUUACAACAUUUGAUGGAUGCUGAUAAAGUUGUAGUUGCACCAAUGUUGCAAUCUAUCUCUCUAUAUUCCAACUUUUGGGGUGGCAUGGCUGAAAAUGGUUACUACAAACGAACCGAUGAAUACAUAAAAAUAAAGAAUCAGGAAAUAAACGGGACAUUUGCAGUUCCCAUGGUUCAUUCAACCUAUUUAAUUGAUCUUAGAAAACCAAAAUCAAGGGAAAUUCGAUUUCUACCAGUUCGAGAAGAAUACAAAUAUGAAUUUGAUGAUAUUAUUGUUUUUGCCACACAUUGUAAGUUGGCUGGCAUUCUCAUGUACAUAGAUAAUUCUGUUUUGUAUGGAUAUUUACCUGUUCCCCUCAAUGAUGACAAGACACUUGAAGAUGAAGUGGAGAGUUUUAUUCAUUUAAGAAUGGAAGUUAUGACUGAACCUCCUGUUGGAAUAGGUAUCGAAAUGAAAAAAUCGUUUUUCGUUCCUGAGAAAAAAGAACAACUAUCGAUGCUUGGCUUUGACAAGAUUUAUAUGAUUAACCUCAAAAGGAGAACAGACCGUCGCAUUAGAAUGAAAAUGCUUGAAAUGCAAGGGAUUGAUUACACUGUAUUUGAAGCAAUUGAUAGUAAAAAUUUAAAUACAACAUAUUUAAGGAAAAUGGGAAUUGAUAUGCUGCCUGGAUAUGUCGAUCCAUUCAGAGAAAGAGGUUUGACACGAGGGGAAAUCGGUUGUUUUCUCAGCCAUUUUACAAUAUGGAAUGAAGUGUGGGAAAAAGGAUACAGCACUGUAAUGGUAUUGGAAGAUGAUGUUAGAUUUCAACCAGGAUUUGUUCGACAAAUUACAGAACUAAUGGAGAGAAUCAAAAUAGCUGAGAUGCCAUGGGAUUUGAUCUAUGUGGGAAGAAAACGCUUGCACCAAGUUACUGAACCUCCAGUGGAAAAUGUUGAAGGUUUAGUUGAAGCUGAUUAUUCUUAUUGGACAAUUGGGUAUUUAUUAUCUCACUCUGGUGCUGAAAAACUUAUCGAUGGUGAUCCUCUUGGUCGUAUGGUACCUGUUGAUGAAUAUUUACCAAUUAUGUAUGAUAAGCAUCCUUCGUCAAUGUAUAAAGAUCAAUUUCCAACAAGAAAUCUCAUUGCACUAUCUGCAGAUCCGCUGCUGAUUUACCCCACUCAUUACACAAACGAAAUAAAUUAUUUCAGUGACACUGAAACAUCGUCAAUUUGGGAAGAGGUUGCUGAUAAAACUGGGAAACAUGAAUCUUCUGGUCCCGAUAAAGAUAGUAGACCUGAAGAUGGUACUGAUGUGCAGAGUGAAGAAUCUCCUAACCGCAAAGAUGAGCUAUGAUCAUCGAUUCAUUAUUCCUCUCUAUCUAUUUUUACUAACGCAGUUCAAGUAUGCAAGUUAGAUAAUUCAAUAUUGCAUGCUGUAACAAUAUUUCUUAUAUAGGCAAUAGUGUAUCUUAUGAAAUCUGAUCGAAAUUUAUUGAUUUUUGCUCAUACCAUAGAAUAGCUUGAAAAGCAUUUUUCUAUGAUAUACAAUACAAAGCAUUUAAUGCAUGGUUUCUCAAACUGGGCCCUUUGCCCUCUACAGAGCAAUAAAGCCUUUCUCUCUGGGACAUGAGCAAAACCAUUCACUAGACAUCAUUAGCUAUCACUACAUUCAUUUGAAGUAAAGUGCCUGCGAUUUGUUUGAUUGGCUAUAAUUCCAUCAUAUUUUGCUUUCGUUUGUUGUAUUUUUAUUAUUAAACAUGGUGCCUAAAGUAAUUGAUUAAUACCACUGAAGGCAAAACUAGGUAUUUUUCUGCCGGUUCAUUCCAAUUUUCUGCCGUCAUAAAUUUUAUUUACGCUAAUUGCAAUCUAACCCGUUAAUAAUGCUUAUCAGUAUUUUGCAUAAAUCUUUUUUUCUGCUUUAGUAAAUCAUAUGAGAUAUCUAAUGAAAUGCAUUUGAAUGCAGCAAGAAAUUCAUUCCUUUGGUAAUUAUCAGUUUAGAAUUGAAGUUAUAUUUGUUAAGUUUGCAACACAAUAUCAGUAUUUAUUUUUUGUACUUGUCUGUCUUUAUAUUAACAUUUGAAGCCAAGAUAGCCAACCAUUGCCUUGAAAUUAUCCACAUUAGUCUGGGUCUGGGACUUAUUCCGCUAUUUUUUUUAG